AUGCAUUUUGUCAAACCUGGAAAUUGGUUUUUCAUUUUGCCCUGGAUUGCCUUCAUUCCUUGGUACGGUAUGUUAAUUGCUAUGCUUAUAUGUUGGGGUGUUCAAGGUCGUCCCAUUUACGAUUUUAUGGAUAAUUACAUGAAUCCAGUUUACAUAUCAGAUAUUGGUGCAACUAAUCUACGACCUUUAUUUAUUGCUUGUUCAGCAUGGCAAGGUAUAGGGUAUUGUUUAUCCGUACUUUCAGAAUAUUAUCAACGUGGUGGUGAUAUUUGGUUAAUUAGACCAAAGGGCCAAAAAAGAAAUUAUUAUAUGUCUCCUUGGUACACAAUUCAUGAACGUAAUUUAAUAUUUGCAGCAUGUUUCCUUGGUAUGAUUGGUGAAUUAGGUUUAUUCUUUUGCACAAUUUUUUCAACAAAAAAUUAUCCUCAUGUUCAUAUCUCGAUGGUUUGCGUCUUUGUUGUAUUAUUAUUCUUUUCAGUUUGUUGUUUAUCCGCUCAAAAUUUAAUUAUGGGGAAACAUUACGCUCUUUUACAUCCUUUAGCAAAUUUAUCUACUGAUAUUAAAUAUGAAGAUUUGCGUUGGAAUCAGUGGCAAGGUUAUAUUUGGAAUAAACAUACAAUCACAGCAAUUUUUAAAAUUAUUUGGUUAAUUUUAGCUGUUGUUUGGGCAAUUUGUUUUGGUGCAAUUGAUAAUGAUUCAAGAAGUGCAGAUUUCGAAUGGUUAUUGGCAUUUUGGUUUGGUUUCUUAUUUAUCAUUAUUUCUGUGGAUUUUUAUAUCGGUAGUAGAUAUAAAGUUUCAAAAUAUUUUAAUCAAAUUGAUUCUUUUGAAGGUUUUUAUAAAUUUGAAGAAAUGUUUAAUUCAAGAAAUGUUUCAAGUGAUGAUUUUAAUAGCAUCGAACCAAAAGAAACUGAAGAUGAUCAAUUGACUGCAUAA
This is a messenger RNA of Maudiozyma saulgeensis, 933 nucleotides long. The record is from the annotation of a GenBank genome assembly. NCBI's taxonomy places the organism in Eukaryota, Fungi, Ascomycota, Saccharomycetes, Saccharomycetales, Saccharomycetaceae.